This is a messenger RNA of Phragmites australis (common reed), 1292 nucleotides long. RefSeq lists its product as uncharacterized. The record is from RefSeq and is a predicted model, not a curated record. The transcript is spliced from 10 exons. NCBI's taxonomy places the organism in Eukaryota, Viridiplantae, Streptophyta, Magnoliopsida, Poales, Poaceae. Gene Ontology annotation, molecular function: polyubiquitin modification-dependent protein binding. Bases 236 to 1171 code for a protein of 311 amino acids. Gene Ontology annotation, cellular component: VCP-NPL4-UFD1 AAA ATPase complex.
CUCUCUCUCUCUCUCUCUCUCUCACCAACCGAGCGCGAGCUCGUGCGGCUGUCCCGAGGAAACCGAGGAGGGGGUAAGGAAGCCUCCGUCUUGAAGCAUCCAAUCCAAGGCUUCCACUCCACCGCCGCCGCCGCCGCCGCCGCCACCGCCGCCUACUCCUCCCCGACCGCCGCAAGAUCCAUCCGGGUCGGCUAUUUCUUGGGAGCAGAAGGGGUUAACCUUGUGGUUGGCAAGUAUGUAUUUUGAAGGAUAUGGUUACCGCGGAAGUACUUUUGAACAGACAUAUCGCUGCUACCCUGCAUCUUUCAUUGACAAGCCACAGCUGGAAACUGGUGACAAAAUAAUUAUGCCACCAUCAGCUCUGGAUCGUCUUGCAUCUCUGCAUAUUGAAUAUCCUAUGCUGUUCGAAGUUCACAAUGCAGCAGCAGAACGGACAUCACACUGUGGUGUCCUGGAGUUCAUUGCAGAAGAAGGAAUGAUCUACAUGCCAUAUUGGAUGAUGCAAAAUCUUCUUCUGCAAGAGGGAGAUAUGGUGUUCAUAAAAAAUGCCAACCUCCCAAAGGGCACUUAUGUGAAGCUGCAGCCUCAUACAACAGACUUCUUAGAUAUUUCAAACCCCAAAGCAAUCCUGGAGAAAACUUUGCGAAACUACUCUUGUCUAACUAUGGGUGACAGCAUUAUGGUAGCGUAUAAUAACAAGAAAUACUACAUUGAUAUAGUGGAAAGCAAGCCUUCCAAUGCUAUAAGUAUUAUUGAGACUGAUUGUGAGGUUGAUUUUGCUCCACCACUUGACUAUAAAGAACCUGAGCCACCAAAGCCUGCUGUUCCACCAAACACAAUGCCCGCUACAGAGGCUGCAGUUGAAGAAGAACCAAAGUUCACCCCCUUUUCUGGUUCAGGAAGGCGUCUGGAUGGGAAGCCUUCUAAAGAUAAGGAUGUGCUAGCCUCAUCCCCUGCAAAGAGGCAAGCUAAUGCGACCAAUGGUGUGCAGCCCUCAACAGCCUCCACAUCACAGAGCAGUUCGUCCCGCAAAACCACAGGAAAGCUUGUCUUUGGAUCUGGUGGAAGUCAAGCAGAUAAGGCACCUGAAAAAGAGGCCAAGGAGGAACCGAAGAAAGAAGAACCGAAAUUUGCAGCAUUUACGGGAAAGAAAUACUCAUUGAAGGGCUGAAUAGCCGGAUAAUGUAUUCUUGGUAUUUCCAAAGACAGGCAUGAUAAUGUAUUCUUGGUAUCAUCGAUAUGCUACUGAUUAUUUAUCCUGACUCCUUAGGGUGGACUAGUGGCAUCUUGAA